AGUCUUAUUUUGACGCCCACUUCGCUAAGUAAUGACAGUAUGAUUGUUAUUGAUAGUUGACCACUAGUCCAGGUUAGAGAUCAUCCUCAGAAAUACUUAAUUCAAGUUCAAAUCAAAGGUGCAGUUGAAAAAUCGUAACUCUUCUUUACAAUUCUGGCUUACUUACUACUAUAAAAAAAUAAAAAAUACUAUAUUACUAAGCGUCAGAAUACUUAAAGAAUCCUUUCUUAUUCAUAUCACUUGGUUCCAAAAAAAAAAUCGCAAUUAAUUGAGCAAGAAAUUUGAAGGAAAAAAAAAAUUGGAGAUGGAUAGGAUAGACCGUAGCAUGAUGAAAAAACCAAUGUCAAAUAUAACAAGACAGGGACUGGUAUGGAAUCCUCAAGGCUCAAGGAUAAAAAAAAUACAGGGAAGCCCCAAAACAGCUGUCAAGUUUGUAACUGUAACUGUAAUAAAGAUGAGAAAUGAGAAGGAGUUUGAAAUGAGAAAUGGUAAUAAGCAAGAGGAUAAAAGUACCUCCCCAGCCCUGAGAUGUGGAAGACCAGGAAAUUAUAUUUGCUGCCAUUGCUAAUGCUAGUUGCUGGUUUUUAUAAAACAAAUUAAAAAUUAUUUUUUAAGUAAGCAUUUUGAUUAGCAACAGUAAAUGUUUUUCUGGUGAAUUUUGUUAGCGCAUUCAUUGCUUGUAUUGGUAAUUUUGGCCCUGCCCUAAAAGUAUUUACUAAGAUCCCCCCGUCAACCAUUUUUUCCUGUUCCAUCCCACUUCACGUGGUAGUCCUAAUUCUAUGGCUCACGUCUCCACAUUUUGACAUAAGUUAUCUCGACUGUCAAUGUCACUGCACCCAUUCUCUCCUCAUCCGUGGUGGCCUGUAACUUGAUCAGAGGACAUUUUUGGGACCUCACAUAUCUAUACUGAUUGUCUCAGUGUCCGUAGUUUAAGAAUAAAAUAAUUAUUAUUGUUGUAUCAAUGAAUAAUGCUAAAAAUGUCUGAAUUUUGGGUUAAUUAGUGAAUUUUUUUAUUCUAACAUUCUGCUUUUUAUCUGACGUCACAUUGCUCAAGCCCCCCCCCCCCCUUCAAGACGUAUAACAUCUUUUAUGGAUUGCCCCUAUGCUCCCUAGGGAGUUGUAAUGGCAAAGAAGAAGUCAAGUUUUAUCCUAAUGAACUUAGUCUUAAAAUUAAAUUAAUUAAAACUUAUGAAUAAUGCUAAAAAUGUCUGAAUUUUGGGUUAAUUAGUGAAUUUUUUUAUUCUAACAUUCUGCUUUUUAUCUGACGUCACAUUGCUCAAGCCCCCCCCCCCCCUUCAAGACGUAUAACAUCAUUUAUGGAUUGCCCCUAUGCUCCAUAGGGAGUUGUAAUGGCAAAGAAGAAGUCAAGGUUGAUCCUAAUGCACUUAGUCUUAAAAUUAAGUUAAUAAAAACUAUGAUUAAUGUAACAUUUAAAUUUAAAGACAUGUUACAGUUGUCUUUUGAUUUUUAAUUUUUAUAAGGCCUGCAAUAACCUACACUGCCUGCCACUUAGAGCACCAAUGCUGAUAUUUUCCACUGAUAAAGGACUAUUUUAGCUUGUAGCCUGUGUGACAUUUGUAACAAUGAUAAUGUCCUUGUUUUACUUCUUAUUAGAAUUAUUUUUGGCUAUCGGUAAUAAGUAUAUGCUUUUUGUAAUAUUAUUUAUUAUAUGGCAACUAUUGCAACAGAAGUUCCUUUACAUAAAAAUAGAAUUAGAAAAGCAAAAUCAUGACUGAAAUCGAAAACUACAAAAUAAUAAAAACAGAUUUACAAUCUAUUUAAUCUUUAAAGCUAUAGGGUACUCUAUUUUUUGGGACCUAGAACUCAAAUCUGCUCAUUUUGUGCAUACAAUGCGCUAUUACAAAUAAUCUUUUGUUUUUUUUCCAUUAAAAAUAUAGAUACUAAGACUUAAUAAUAAUAUAGAAAUAUUUUUAAACCUUUCCCUUCAAAUAUUUAUUUUCACCAGAUAAAAAUGACUUCCUAUUAAAAGCUGCUCUCAACUACAACUAACUUCGUACUACUAUGGAUUCAGAUGGAUUGCCAUUGGUGGGGCCAGGGAUUGAUUACACCAAGGUAAUCAUGAACUUAAUUUAAUUGUAAAUUGUAGUUUAAUAUUUUUUUGAACAAGCUAACAUUGGCAGUAGAGCUCUUGAAAAUGGAAAAAAUGUUAACUAAAUGGAAUUCAUUCUUUCUGACUAGAUGAAUCACAGGGCACAGAGUAAAAAACCUACACAAUUAUUCCAUGAAUCCUGGUUUUACCCUAAUUAUAUGUAUAUUUUAUUACUUUUACAUUACAAGUGUUCAUGCGCAUAAAGUUAAUAUCAUUUAAUUUAUGAUGAUGUUAAUCAACUACCAGUAAAUUCUUGACAGAAUAAACUUAUGUUUUGGAACAUAAAAUGAAGCUCUCGUAUCCUUUCCCUUUAUUGCCUUUUUAAGAAUUACACUCUAAAGUAAUGACAAUGAAAAUAAUUUUUAAAAUGUUAAUAGAGCUGUAUAUUUAAUUAUUUUUUUUCUUGAACCACAUGACUGAUGGGCUUACUUCAUUACAUAGCUUAUGAGUUUAAAUUGUCUUCACAGGUUGAAGCUAUUAACCAAAAAAGAACCAUAGCCUUUAUCAACCACUUCAUUGCACACACAGCUCGAUUUCUAAACCAUUUUGGAAAUGUCUGUGAGGAUAAACUGGAGCUUCUUCAUGGUAGACUGCAGCAACUGGAGAUUUCACUGAGCAUGCUAGAAGCAAAGGUAAAUUGAUGGUUUAUGUGAGUCCUAAAGCAGGGUUGCUUAUCAGUUGACAUCCUGAUGGUAAAGCAGUUUUUCACAAGAGUUGACAUCAUGACGAGUAGGAUCUAGUAGUUAACUGCAAAGAUUUUUUUUUUUUUCAAAUAGAACCUCUACCAGUAUGCAAAGAUUUUAUGGAUACUAAAAUGAAUUCACUGACGCUAAAGUUUGUUCACUCAACUAUUCAUUUUGAUCCUAGAAAUACAGGAUUAACAGUAUCCUGAAAGACAGGAUACCAUAUACAUUUUUCUGCCUGUUUUGUGACUUAAGCUAUGACCCUAAGGCAGUUGGGACAAACGUGUGGCAUUCAGCGGCAAGUGCAUCACCAUCGCUCCAGACCCUCCAUAGUGGUAUAAUUCCAGUGUUGGCACUUUGGGCUUUGGGAUAAAUAAGUGGAUUUUUUAUUUCAGUUUAGGCACUCUGUCUCUAAAAGUUUUGCCAUCACUGCACUAGAGAGACACAAUCAAAACUUUUCAUAUAUUUAUAGUGCCCUUCAUUCACAUCUUUGCUUGGACAGGAGACAGGACAGCACAGGAUUAGCCAUGUUUAUUCUGUGAUGAAUCUAUAAUAAGUCAUAAGUGAUCUUUUAAAAACAAAAAACUUUACAUCUUAACUGAACUGAAGAUGCUGAGUAUCCAACUGAAGAAAAAAAUUAAAAAAGAGUGAAGUUGAAAGAAAAAUCUGGAGGAAUUCUGUAGCUCUUUUGAGAUCAGAUCAAUGGAAAUAUUUGAAUGUUAAAAAUACAUAUUUGUUUUUUAUUAAUUCAAAUAAAAAUGUAUUAAUUAGAGCUUGGUAAACUUGAUAAGCUUGUCAAAAGAGCUGGUUGCAUUAAAGUAUAAAGAAUCCAUGACAAAGUUAAUUACCAGUACUUUAACUACUCUUUCUAGAUAAUACAGAGGGAAGGAAAUUGUUUUUUUUUCAUGAGCAUCCACGACAUUGAUCUUUUGUUAUAUUUUAAGAUUAACUCGUUUAAUUAAAAGUUUGGCUGUUUAAUUUUAGUUGUCGUCUAUACCUGGUCUCGAAUCAGUGACAGCACCUCAGUCAAGUUCAUCAGCACCAGCCCCAGCAUCUGUCACUGAAACACCAACUGCAGCACCACCACCACCAGGUGCUCCUACACCAGCAGCUACACCCAUACAAAAUGUAAGUAUGGAGUCUUUAGGUCGAUCCAUUAACUCAACACAUUAAAACUUCAUUGAUUUGCUUUUGCAAUGCCCAGUAUAUUACAUUUGUUAUUUUUUAAAUUAUGAACUUACCGCCAUUAAUGCAAUAAAUGAGUUCACCUUAAAAUGAUUUUACAGGAACCUCCUCCAACACCAGUAGAGGAAACCAAACCCCAAAAUACAGUUGCUCAAGAUCCUCGAUAUGUGAAAUUUUUCAAAAUGUUAGCUUUUGUGAGUGUAGUUUUGUUCCUUUUUUUUUUUAAAAAGGAAAAAAGAUAUUUUGAUUUGAAUUAAUUUACAUUAAGAGAUAAUUGUUAUAUAAUUAAAUGGAACAUUUUUUUAACCGGUUAUUUAAAAUUGAUUUUAAAAUUAAACUAUUCAUAAUCACCCUUAAAAAUAUUUAAUAAUAUUAAAGACUCGAUAAAUUACAUCUAUGCCUACUGAAAUAUUUCGUGAAUAUAGUUUUAGGAAUUAUAAUUUAGCGUUGUUUUUUUUUUUAAACAAGUCAUUAGGAUCUUUCUAGUUUUCUUCUCUAAUCUCUUGCCUUUGUGAAUUGAUUGCAUGGCUUCUCGUGCUGAUUAUGCUGAGAAGAUGUAUUAUUCUCUACUUAUUUGUUACAGGGUGUUCCUCUGCCUGCUGUUAAAGGUAAAAUGGCAAUGGAAGGUCUAAAUCCAGACCUGCUAGAGUAAGUUGCAUUACAUUAUUCCUUAAAAACAAUAAUACAGUACUAUAGGGGUAACAAUCUUGUUAGUUCUUCUAAGAUUUUAUACAAUUUAAGAAAAAAAAAUAUCAAAUAAAUUAACUGUUGAAUUCUAAUAUUUUCAUGCAUAAAAUUUCUAGAGUUGAGUUACGAUUUCACCAUUUCCAGUCUUGACAAAUGCUAAGACCUUACUUUAAUUUUGUUAUUUCCACUUUAAUUGAUCUUAAUGAUUCCUUCUCUACACAUUAGUUCUAACACUUAGAGCACCAGUGCUGAUAUUUUCCACUGAUGAUGAAUUUUCUUUCCCAGCAACAAGCUCUUUAUAGCUAUUGGUUAUGAAAUUUCAUAAAAUAAAAUAAAAUUACUGUUAUAGGUUGUAGUUGAAAAAUAAAUUUUAUUUUCAUUCAAAAUUUAAAUAGAUGUUUCGAAGCACUAUUUUGAUGACUUUCAACUAGAUUUUGGGGUCUUGAAGACACUGAAAUAGUCUGGAUUCGUUAUAAGAAUCUGUGGUUAAAAUAAUUUUAAUAAAUCCUGUAUUACACUAUACUUUGUAACGCUCUAUAUUAACUGACUACAUUGGACACAUUUCUGUUGCCUCAUUGUUUGACAACUUGGUCAUAGGUUAACCGACAACUUGGCCAUAGGUUAACCAAUGCCUCUUUUAUAGCACCAUGGGUUUUUUAUAUUUAUAUGCCUACAUUUACUCUAUGCUGCUUUCUUCCUCUUGGAGGUCUUUUGCGUGGUACACCUGGCAUUAUCUCAGUGUACGGGACGGCGACACACUUAUAAAUGUUGUUGUUAAGUCUUGUUUCUUAAUAAAAUAUGUUACUCAGAUCAGCUUGUAAGCUACAGAAGAAAACUUGGAGAUCCACAUGCAGCCCACAGGCCACAAAUUUGAGACCCCUGCUCUAGACUCAUAUCAUAAAUUCCUAUAUAUACAUAAAUUGCUUUUAAUUUAAAACAUUCUUAUUUCCAGUACACCUGAUGCUCCAGCUCCAGCGGGAAGUCAAGGUCCAGCUUCUGAAGACAGUGGUCAGGAUUCAGACAGUGAAGCAAGCUUUAGUGAUUAAAUAGUGAACCAGAUUCAAAAAUACCAUUUUUACCACUGGUUGAGCAUUGUGAUUGUUCUGAGCAUUGGGCUGUAACGAGAGUGAAAAAAUACUGAAGAAUCUGAUCAAAACCAUCUUUACUUGACUUGUAUGUAUGCCACAAUUUACCCAGGUUUGGGAUCUUAACAAAAUAUAGUGAUCAUGACAAGUAACAUUUACAGGGGAGUAGUCGAUAUUAUUUGUUUACAGGACUUAAAUGAAGAUGGUCUUUUAUAAUGAUCAUGGUCCAUGUGAAAUUAUUAUUUAAAUGAAUGAGAAGAGCUGUGACAAAAUCAGUGGUUCGUAUAAAAUUAUUAUUUAAAACAAUGACAAAAGGCAUGAGAGAAUCAUGAUUGUAUGUGACACGGCAUGUAACGGAAAAUUAGAAAACUUGUGAUAACCUGUAUAUUGCAUUGCAUGUGUUUUCUGGUUGUUGCUUCUAUGUACUUGUCAAUGUUCUAUCAACCAGAUUUAUUAAAGAUGCAUUUAUUGAGAAACAGUAUAAAUACUACAUCAUUGUUCUUAACUAUUGUUAAUUAAAAUACACACAAAAAAUUGAAAAACAUUUUUUUUUUUUAUAUAUCAUAUCUUUGUUCCUCAAUUUAAACAGUGGGGUUCCUAUAAAACUUGAUUUCAUGAAUCGGACAUGACAGCUAGCCGGGCAUUACAAUAAGAAAUAUAAGGCCACCUGUAGGCUCCCACACUUAUCACAUUGCAACAGCUUUUAGCAAACAUUUGCUUCCAUCAGUACAGUAUCACUCCUGCUGAAUAUAUCCCACAUCCCCCGGCCUGCUACAUAAUGUGCGUUCUCGAUUGAUAUGACUUUAUCAGUGGCAUCCCACCGUUUUAUUUUUAAGGGGGAAAUUUUUUUACUUUUUUAAGAGGACUUAAUAAAAUGACAUAUACUUGUAACGUAAACAUGUUUUUAAAAAAAAUAUGCUUCACUGAAUGAAUUAGUGUGAUAUAACAUUGAUUGAAUGGCUCAAAUGCUGGUAUGGGAAAUUCCUCUAUAAUAUCUAUAUGAUUAAAAUUAAAAUAUAGAAAUAAUAAAAUAAUAAAGGCUUUGAACUAAUGACUAGGAUAAGCACAUGUUGUCGCAUGAGUUGGCAUCCGAUCUGUGGAGUCACAGAGAACUAAACCAGGUGUAGUGUACAGGAAAUGUUGAUGUUUACAAAUCCUUACAUUAAUGUUUUGUACAAACACAGCAAACCAUGAUCAUUUGUUUUUUAAAUCAGAAAAAUCUGGUUAUCCUUGGAAUAUCCCAAGUGGUUAUCCUCGAAUAUCCCUAGUUGAUCAGGCUGUGUUCUGGAGGGGAACAAUUCAAGUGUAUUGAAAUAUUGAUGAAAAAGUGAUCAACUUUUAUUCAUUUCUUUUUUUCUUACUUGCCGAUUUUGUUUGUUUUGUUAAAUUUGUUAAUGAUUCUUGUAAUGAUCAUAAUAAAAAUGUACCAGUAUUCAGUACAAAAUUGUUUUUAGAGUUGUGAGCAAUGUUCCCUUUAAGCUGCGCAGCAGUUUUGAGAAUCCCCGCAGCAAAUUUCCAUGUAAGUUUGUGUUUGUGGGCUGUAAAAUUUUGCACACAUCUGUAUGAUUUUGCCCAUAAACCAGCAAACCUUAGAGGGAACAUUGGUUGUGAGGUGUUAUUUACUUGGUAAAAAUUCAAUGUUACUCAUGUUACUAAUUUUAUUUCUGAUUGUUGCAUGGGCAUCGCAAUUAUUUUUUUCUUAGACUGACAGCCACAAUAGAAACAAAUAAAUUUCAUCAGGUCUCAGCUUUUAAACUACUUGCUGCCUAAUUUAAACUAGCGGCCUAAUUCAAACUUGCUGUAUAAUUUAAACUAGCUGACUAAUUUAAACUAGCAGCCUAAUUUAAACUAGCUGACUAAUUUAAACUAGCUGACUAAUUUAAACUAGCUGCCUAAUUUAAACUAGCAGCCUAAUUUAAACUAGCUGCCUAAUUUAAACUAGCAGCCUAAUUUAAACUAGCAGCCUAAUUUAAACUAGCAGCCUAAUUUAAACUAGCAGCCUAAUUUAAACUAGCUGACUAAUUUAAACUAGCUGACUAAUUUAAACUAGCAGCCUAAUUUAAACUAGCAGCCUAAUUUAAACUAGCAGCCUAAUUUAAACUAGCAGCCUAAUUUAAACUAGCUGACUAAUUUAAACUAGCAGCCUAAUUUAAACUAGCAGCCUAAUUUAAACUAGCUGUCUAAUUUAAACUAGCUGUCUAAUUUAAACUAGCUGCCGAAUACUGUUAAAACCUAGCCAUAAAUGGGAUGCUUGUUUGUCCUUUGUACAAAGACUUUUCUUUCUGUCAUUUUUGACAUUGUAAACAACAGGGCUUAUUGAUAUGUUCAUACUGAAUGUUGUCAGUAAUCCAUUAAGGGCUUGCAUAACUUUGGUAUUAUGAUAACUUUGGUAGUAUGAUAACUUUGUUAUUAUGAUAACUUUGGUAUUAUGAUAACGUUGGUAUUAUGAUAACUUUGGUAUUAUGAUUACUUUGGUAUUGCAGUAACUUUGGUAUUACCAUAACCUUGCACCCUUGGCAGGGAAAAUUAAUUUGUUCAAAGAAAAAAAAGAAAUAUGGACUACCAUCACUAGGAAAAAAUUUUGGAGGAAAGAGCGCGGAAUAGAUUGGUUUCACUUUCAUAAUAAUUAUUUAUUUGGUGGCUGCUACGGUUUUGGCAUUAUAAUUAUGGAUUGAAUGACUGCACCGUGACUUGAAAGGAAAAGACGUGACUUGAAAGGAAAAGACGUGACUUGAAAGGAAAAGACG
Lymnaea stagnalis (great pond snail) is the source of this 8497-nucleotide messenger RNA. The record is from the annotation of a GenBank genome assembly. Lineage: Eukaryota; Metazoa; Mollusca; Gastropoda; Lymnaeidae.